GCUGGGUUUAUAAACCAAUGCCAGCCCUCAACACACGAAUUUGGAGGCCACUUGGCUUUGCAGUCUGUGACGGAUGCACAUGCAGGAAGGUCCAUCAGCCUCAGCAUCCUUACUUGUAACCCUGGCGGGCACAGGAACACAAAGACAUCGCUUCAUCAUGAGGUCUUUCUUCUUACUGCUCUUCUCGCUGUUGUUGGUGUCCCACGGAUCUUCAGCCGUAAUCACAGGGGCCUGUGAAAGGGACUCCCAGUGUGGAGGAGGGAUGUGCUGUGCAGUGAGUUUGUGGAUUCGCAGCCUGCGUAUGUGUACGCCCAUGGGACAGGAAGGAGAGGACUGUCAUCCUCUGAGCCACAAGGUUCCCUUCUUUGGCAAAAGGCUUCAUCAUACCUGCCCCUGUUUGCCGAACCUGUCAUGUAUUACCAUCAUGGAAGGCAAAUCCAAAUGUCUCUCACCCUACAAGUAUCCUGACUUCUACCUCUGAGGACCUGCAUUUACACUGUAAAUAUUUUAUCUGCCUUUAAAAGCCUUUUUUAUUUGGAAUAAAGAGAUAUAUUUAACAACGCGUCACCCUAUUGGCUCAAAU
Messenger RNA from Haplochromis burtoni (Burton's mouthbrooder), 583 nucleotides. RefSeq names its product prokineticin 2 (gene prok2). The record is from RefSeq and is a predicted model, not a curated record. The transcript is spliced from 3 exons. Bases 74 to 481 code for a protein of 135 amino acids. NCBI's taxonomy places the organism in Eukaryota, Metazoa, Chordata, Actinopteri, Cichliformes, Cichlidae.